This is a messenger RNA of Colletotrichum fioriniae, 381 nucleotides long. RefSeq lists its product as uncharacterized. The record is from RefSeq and is a predicted model, not a curated record. NCBI's taxonomy places the organism in Eukaryota, Fungi, Ascomycota, Sordariomycetes, Glomerellales, Glomerellaceae. Gene Ontology annotation, molecular function: protein binding.
AUGUACGACGCUGCGCGGAAAGGGGAUCUCGCCAUUUUCCAGCAGGCUUUGCCGGCUGGAUUGCCGGCCAACAUGACGAAUGAGAAGGGGGAUACAUUGCUCAUGCUGGCCGCGUAUCACGGACACGCAGAGCUGGUGAAGUUGCUCAUCCAGCACGGGGCUGAUGCGAAUCGGUUGAAUGAUCGGGGCCAGAGUCCCCUUGCUGGGGCGGUUUUUAAGCAGGAGGAUAAAGUCAUCGAGGUGCUACUCGAGGGCGGCGCGGAUCCGGAUUAUGGUGCUCCGAGCGCGUUGCAGUGUGUUGCCAUGUUCAAGCAGGAGGAGAAGUGGCAAACCAAGUUUGAGUCUGCGCCGGGUCGGGGAAAGGCUGUAACAGAAUCAUGA